AUGAUCCCAGUCUUGCAAGAACGCGCUAAGAAGUGGGAUGCAUUUGUGCGAAUCAGGGAUGAAGCGGAAAUUAAAUUGGGCAUAUUGCGAAAGUCACUCGGCAAAGUGUUGGCAAAACCAAGAAGAUCUACUAAUGACGUUAAGAAAGACUUCGAUGUUAUUUCUGGGAAGAGGAAGUCUUACAUAGUUUGUCAAUUUCAACAGUUUGCUGAACUUUUCGAUCCUCAUGAGAGCGUCUACACCGACCUUCUAUUCAUGGGCCUUGACGCAGAAGAAAUGGAGAAGCAGUAUGAUGACGUACUGAAUAAGAUGUUAUCUGAAAUCGAGGACGAGAAUCUGCUUUGUGGGGCAGUAGACCACUCCAACACCAAGAUGAAUUCCAUCUUUGAUCUGCUAUCCAGAGAACCCACUAAAGAGAAUAUCGAGAAUGUCGAACAAUUCCAACUUCCGGCACUUCGAGCACAGCUAGCGAUUCUGAAGGAGAAAUACGACGAGGCUAGUCAUGCUCGUAAGCAUGUGGACCCCGACUCUUCUCGCUUCGCUGCCCUAGAAGAUCGUAUGAAGAGCCUCGACUCGAUGCUAGAAAAUGCCAAGAAAACCGUUGAGAAUCACGAACAGGAGCGCAUUCCAAUCACCGCGCAACUGUGA
Cylicostephanus goldi is the source of this 648-nucleotide messenger RNA. NCBI's taxonomy places the organism in Eukaryota, Metazoa, Nematoda, Chromadorea, Rhabditida, Strongylidae. The record is from the annotation of a GenBank genome assembly.